This is a messenger RNA of Elephantulus edwardii (Cape elephant shrew), 1282 nucleotides long. It is a transcript of the gene TIMM50, whose product is annotated as translocase of inner mitochondrial membrane 50 homolog (S. cerevisiae). The record is from RefSeq and is a predicted model, not a curated record. Gene Ontology annotation, molecular function: phosphoprotein phosphatase activity. NCBI's taxonomy places the organism in Eukaryota, Metazoa, Chordata, Mammalia, Macroscelidea, Macroscelididae. The transcript is spliced from 11 exons. The coding region runs from base 108 to 1175 and encodes 355 amino acids.
CGAGCUCCCGUCCACCAGCCCCUUUUCGACGCACUCAUUGGCUGUGGUUCCGGCCUGGGGCGGGUAAAAAGGAAGUGGGUGGGCGGGCAGCGUGACGUCAGUACAAGAUGGCGGCCUCGGCAACGCUGAUCUUGCGCCUGCGGAGCGGGCUGCUGCUCGGCGCCCGGGGACUGUGCACGAGGCUGGCGACGCCGCCACCCCGGGCACCGGCUCAGGCUGUGGAGAUUGGAAGCCAUGGAGGCACUCAGGCCCAGGGAUCGCAGCAGCACCAGCAACAGAACUCUGAGGGCCCUAGCUACGCCAAGAAGGUUGCGCUUUGGCUUGCAGGGCUGCUAGGGGCUGGUGGGACUGUGAGCAUCGUCUAUAUCUUUGGAAACAACUCUGUGGAUGAAACUGGUGCCAAGAUUCCUGAUGAAUUUGACAAUGAUCCCAUCCUGGUGCAGCAGUUGCGCCGGACGUACAAAUACUUCAAAGAUUAUCGACAGAUGAUCAUUGAGCCUACCAGCCCCUGCUUGCUCCCAGACCCUCUGCGGGAGCCCUACUACCAGCCACCCUACACACUGGUCUUGGAGCUGACUGGCGUCCUUUUGCAUCCUGAGUGGUCGCUAGCCACUGGCUGGAGGUUUAAGAAACGUCCAGGCAUCGAGACCUUGUUCCAGCAGCUCGCUCCUUUAUAUGAAAUUGUCAUCUUUACAUCAGAAACUGGCAUGACAGCAUUUCCUCUCAUUGACAGCGUGGACCCUCACGGCUUCAUCUCCUACCGCCUCUUUCGGGAUGCUACAAGAUACAUGGAUGGGCACCAUGUUAAGGACAUUUCUUGUCUGAAUCGAGACCCAGCCCGUGUGGUCGUUGUGGACUGCAAGAAGGAAGCCUUCCGUUUGCAGCCUUACAACGGGGUGGCCCUGCGGCCCUGGGACGGCAACUCUGACGACCGGGUCUUGUUGGACCUGUCUGCCUUUCUCAAGACCAUUGCAUUGAACGGCGUGGAGGAUGUCCGGACAGUGCUGGAGCACUACGCGCUGGAGGAGGACCCACUGGAAGCUUUUAAGCAGCGGCAGAGCCGGUUAGAGCAGGAGGAACAGCAGCGCCUGGCCGAGCUCUCCAAGUCCAGCAAGCAGAAGCUUUUCUUUGGCUCUCUAACCAGCCGCUUCUGGCCUCGCUCCAAAGAGCCCUGAUUCCUGGGCCACCUCAAACUUACUGCCUGGGUCCUGGCCCCGGGGCUCCCAGACCCAAGAGAUGGGAAGCCACGUGUCCAAUAAAGUCCAUACCAGAUGCCACAGCU